ACUAUCAAUUGUCCGUCAUCGUCUCAGGCGCCACAUGAAUUGAAUGGUUAUUCUACCUUUGACUAAUGAUUUUACACACAAGACGUGAUUUAGAGCUCCACACAAUAUGAGUAAAGCAUCAAGCGAUUGUUCUAGCUGGCUGAUGUGAGACUAGCCCCACAAACCUUCCCAGAUCGUCGCACAAAGCGAAAGGUUAGGUUAGUUCGAUAGCUAGCAUCGCUAGCUAGCUAACAUAGCUAACUAGCAUUUUCGUUCCACGUUCGGAAUUAUUAAUGAAUGAAUUGAUCCCGUAAUAUUUUUUUGCGUUGAAAUUCAAAGUAUUUUAGGUCGCAAAUGGACCUUAAUUUUUAUUCUGGACUUCCUGACGGUUGUGCUCAAAAUGUUGAUUCGGAGUUUUUGGACAGCCAACCAUAUGGUGGUUACUCCGAAGGAAAUAAGUUUUCAGAAGGCAAUGAUAGUUACCUAACCAUAGGUGGCGGUGCUCACCACUUUUUGUCCGCUGAGACGUUCCACACCCCCAGCCUAGGAGAUGAAGUUUUUGAGAUUCCCCCCAUCUCACUGGACCCGGACUCGUCACUCAGUAUUUCUGAAGCGGUGUCCCACUUUGAGUUGUCCGAUGGGGGAGAUGGCUCAGCGGGACCUUCGGGUUCUCGUAGCCUGGUUAGCAACUUGGUGGUGGAAGCUAACGAUCCAUCUUUUGCAUCCCCCUUUGUGAACACCGGCUCCCAAGGCCUGGAGCACCUCAACAUGGGAGCCAUGGGUCAGGGGAAUGGAGGAGCUCUGCUCAGCUCAUCAUCAUUGGAGCUGGGAAACAGUGGCGGCUCUCAUUUCAGCAGCCCGUCCCCAAUGACCAUUGAUGUUCAACUCGCUGACAUAACUCAUGGCCUUUUAGGAAGUGGUCACUUAGCUACCAUUAACCAGACAGAGCUGACUCUGGGUCUAGGAGGAGAAUGUGUAGGACCUCCUGCAGGGACUUCGGAGCCGCCACUGUCGGCGACACCUUCUCCAGCUGGCUCUUUACAAGAUGAGGACAUGGAUGACUUCAAGAGGAGUGUGCUGGUAGACUCCCCCAUGUCUGUGUCCUCAUCAUCCUCAGUCCUCUCCCAUUCUGCUGUCCAGUCAUCUGGCUCCUUGGCAGCAGCCAAAAAGGCCACGGGAACACUGACAACAUUCAAAACAGGCCGGCUGAAGAAAGACCCAAAUGAGCCGCAAAAGCCAGUUUCUGCAUAUGCUCUGUUUUUUAGAGACACACAGGCUGCCAUCAAAGGUCAGAACCCUAACGCUUCUUUUGGAGAGGUGUCAAAGAUUGUGGCGUCAAUGUGGGACAGUCUGGCUGAAGAGCAGAAACAGGUCUACAAGAAAAAGACCAAUGCUGCCAAAAGGGAGUAUUUAAAAGCUCUGGCAGCUUACCGAGCCAACCAACUGUCACAGCCCCAAUGUGACAAGGUGGAGACAGCACCUUCACCACCUCCACCUGAUGUCAGCCAGGCCUCUGUGGCCAACCCCCCUGCGAGUCACCAGCUCGUCCGUUUGGCAAAUAACGUUGAAGAGAACACCCUGACCAACAUUUGUGCCUCCAAUAUCAUUCUGGAUAUCCCUGAGAGGGCAACUCGUUCCCGCACGGGGGCAACCAAACCAGCACCGGCCCCGGCGGCUGCAACCGCAGCACCACCGGUGCAAACCAUCACUAAGAUCCUAAUUCCAAAACACAUGCUUCAGGCAGGAGGCCAGUUUGUCACCCUAAAAAUGCCGGCUGGCAUCCACACUUUGCAGCCAGCCCUUGUGGUGCCCGGCGCCCCUCGCCUGCCUCCGCCCUUGCAGCAGAUGCAGAACGCGCCCCCGCCACCACCGCUCCAACAGAUGGCGCCAGCUCCACCGCGGUUACUUCUGGCCAAGCCUCGGGAGGGCGGAAACGCAACGGGACCGCCCGUGUCCAUCGCAGCUGCCCCGCCGCCUCCGCUUCAGAUAAAAAUAGUUCCCGCCCCAUUGCAGGGAAAAGACGCCUUGCCCAUCAUCAUCCCCGCCACGGCGACAGUGGCGCCAACGGUGUCAGGAUCCACACUUGCGGCGGCAGUGCAGGUGGUGAAUUCUGCCGAGUCAGCGGGUCAGCAUGAUGAGGAGGUCAUCUCGGAGGUGCUGCCUUCCGAAGAGGAGGAGAUGGAAGUGAACGAGUCGUGUGAGGACGCCGCUGCGCCAUCCGUGUGCGUGAGGUCCGGCUGCACAAACCCAGCUGUUGAGAGCGAUGACUGGGACAAAGAAUACUGCAGCAACGAGUGUGUGGCCUCUCACUGCAGUGAUAUUUUCAAGGCGUGGUUUUCCAUCCGAAACCAAACCCUGGGAACGGUGAAAUAAAGAGGUAAAGGCGGUCACUAAGGAUGAUUGUACAGCAAAUACGGACAUUGUCACCAUUUACCAGGAUUUUGUGGUUAAAAUUCUUCAACUGGACAGAUUGCAGUUCGGCGUCAGGAAUUCUUUGACAGCUCAUGUUUUGUCAACGCAAGUUUUUGACUGUAUAUAAGUGAUGUCCUAAAAAAAGUUAUUUUUGUCUAGAAAUUAGAAGCAUUUCCGUUUCAGUCAUUUGCGUUUAUUGAAUCGUUACUUAUGAUUUAGUAGUACACUAGCUUGACUUCAGUGCCAGCAGUUUGUUUCAUUUGUGUCUAAGUAAUAGUAUUUUUUUUUCUGUUGCUAUAACGCACCCCAUGAUUGAUUGUCAACUAAACUCAGGGUGUAGAUACAUUUUGCCUGAAUGGGGUUUAUUAAAGUGAAGGACCCUCCGCUGAGUUUUGUUUUUAUAUAAAGAAAGAGGCAAUACUCUGUUGUUUUCUCAAGUUGGUUAAGUGAAAAUAGUCUAGCUGUUUAAUACAGUAGAUGUUGACAAGUGUAAUACAGUAACCGGAGAUAAAUAAAUCAUGAAUGUCUAGCCAAAUUUUGAAGCUGUUUGUGGUGGGGGGGAUAGCUUUUGAAGGAAAUGAAUAGAUAUCAUGCUCUAAGUUAUCAGUGCAUGUAAAAUCUAUUGUAAGGGAACUUGAAAAUAAACUUAAAUUGACUGUAUGUGUCGGAGGUAAAGAAAUUACAAUGCAACACUGUGUCAAAUUUUCAAAUCCGAGGUUAAAUUGCUCAAUAUUUGUGCAUAUUGCCAUUUGGAGUAUUGGAGGAGGACUAAUUUAAAUGACUCUGGGUGGGAGAGAUCUAUUGGUCAAAUAGAUUAAAUUUGGGAUACUUUUGUCUAAAUUCGGUGGUUUCGAAAACAACGGCUUUGAUGAGGUAUAACAGUUAAAACUUUUAUGUCUUCACAUUCAAGUUUAGCUUCCAUGGCUUGAUUACCGCAGCAUCUUCGCUCUACUACUGGACUGCCAUUUUACCGUCAGACUACGCGAGCGCUGUGAACUGGAUGUUUUCCGAUUUAUAUGGUGGAAAACGCAGACAAGACUCAAAGCAGUUUCUGCUCUUGCAUUCCUCUUUAAACUAAACUGCUGUAUUUUAAGCCAAAAGAACUGUUGUGUUUGAAAGAACAAUGUCUAUAUGCUGCCAUAGCAGAUUCAUGUCGCAUUAAGCCCCCAAACUAUUUUUAAUUUGUCCGUUUUACCCUGGAGACUACCCGUUUACAGAUGUCGCGCAACCGCUUUUGUUUCAACCCAGCUAUAAAAAGGUCAGUAAUUAUAUUUCUUAUUCGAAAUGUCUGACAUUUUUAGCUUCGAAUCCUUCAGGCAUGAAAAUCUCUCACCUUUUGGCGAAAUUCGCCGUUUUGAAGUCAAAAAGGGCGACCUACGUGAAUUGCGUAGAUCCGAGGAGAAAUUCUUUUUGGGAGGAGGAGGGGGGGGUUGGGAGGUUUUAUUUAAUUAUUAUCAUCAUGUGAUUAACUUAGUACGUAAACUGAGCACUUAAGAACACCGUCAGCAAAUCCUUCUAGAUGCUUCGCUGACGAGAACCAAUCGUCGGCCCAAGCUGCGUUCCAUUAUUCCAAACGCGCGCACUCCUUACUGUACAUGGAGUGCUCGGAGAGCCUUUGGUUGCAUUGCAAAGCUGCGAAAACAAAAAGCAGGCCUUAUCCACACCGGGGCAGACCAGAGCGCAGCAUACACACAUGCCUGUAUUUGCCAGCAGAUUGAAUUUGGUGAGUAAUGGUUUCAAUCGUUUUCACAUUUUGCGAUAUAAAAAAGUUACUGCCAUUCGUUGCAGCUUGCGUUGAACACUGCCAGAGCUAGCCAAAUCUCCCAUGAAAAAAAAUAGCUCCCUCCCGUUAAAUUGGCGUCAAGCUUGUGUAUUUAGCAGUAAUAUAAACGAAGAAACACACUGUUGAGUCAAAUUAAGCGGCAUGCUCUCGGAUGGAGGGGGUGCCUCACAUCGCUCCCGUCGUCCACCGGAGACGCGUUAUUUUCGGCUUGGAUUUGAGCUGACGGCCGGUGUCGGCACAACACCGGCCCGACGAGUGGUGGGAAUGAGUCCUGCUUCUUAAAGCUUUUCAGAAAUACAGGGAUCCCUCGUUUUUCGCGGUUAAUGGGGACCAGAACCCGCCGCAAUAAGUGAAAACCGCGAAGUAGCGCCCCCCCCCCCCCCCAUUUUUUUGUGCGUGUUCAAUGCAUUUAUUCAGAUUUUACAUUGGAAAAAAGAUACAUAUAUAUAUAUAAGACGUUUUUUCACUUUUUUCACCAAAGUAUCAUUUAUAAAUGGUUUUCAAGCACUUCAAAAUGUAAGAAUUAUGAUAAGUUUUAAACAUGUUAUUGCCCCACCGAAUUAUUUUUAAACAAGAAUAAAGUAGUAAGAAAAUGCUUGGCUUUAUUAAAUGCUUCAUAGUGAGUCUACUCAAACCCUCUCAGGCUUUGGUAAACGGUGAUUGACACAUGUGCAAAGUUUUUCUUUUUAUAUAUAUUGAAUAAUAAAGACACAAAUGUCCUAGCCAAAAUGUGGCCCAAACGCAAAACAACGUUACUUCAAUGGAAAAAUUUGUCUCAAUCAAGAAAAAUAGUUUUCAAAUGCUUUUUUUGUCUCAAAUUUAUUUUUGCAAUCAAAAACAAUUUUUUUAUUGAAGUGACUUUUUGGGGAUUAAAAGUAUAUACUGUAUUUUGAUUGAAGCAACUUUGUUUUUGAUAGAAGUAACUUUUUUUUUUGAUUGAAUAAUAAAAACACAAAUCUACCUCCAUCGUUAUUGAGAGAGAAAGAAAUUAAGAAAGCUUUAAAACUAAAAGCCACCGGGGAGUCUGUUUUUUUUUUUUUUUUUUAAUAUUUAUAUUUCAUUACAUAGAAAUGCGUCGUAGGGAAGUGAGAUUGAGGGAUUAAAAAAGGAGUUAGAUGAGGCUGCUAAAGGCAGUGGAUACCUCAUCAGCUGGGUGAAUAGCAGACCUGGUAAGAACAAGUUUGCAAGGAUAGUCGGGUAUUAAAUACAAUUAUAAACACAAUUACAAUGUUAUUUUUCUAUAAGAUUUUUAUGUCAUUGCUUUAUUAAUCAUUAGGUGCUAGAGUUGUUAAGUAUGGAUAAUAAUGAAAUAAUAGUUUUAAGAAAACUGUGCUGUUGGUGGCUCAGUGACCAUCUGAUGUGUU
This is a messenger RNA of Corythoichthys intestinalis (scribbled pipefish), 5538 nucleotides long. RefSeq names its product TOX high mobility group box family member 4 a (gene tox4a). The transcript is spliced from 9 exons. Gene Ontology annotation, biological process: regulation of transcription by RNA polymerase II. Lineage: Eukaryota; Metazoa; Chordata; Actinopteri; Syngnathiformes; Syngnathidae. The coding region runs from base 334 to 2352 and encodes 672 amino acids. The record is from RefSeq and is a predicted model, not a curated record. Gene Ontology annotation, molecular function: chromatin DNA binding. Gene Ontology annotation, cellular component: nucleus.